AUGGCGGACUACGAUAUGGACGCGAACGCCCACGCCGCGCAAGCCGAGGAGGCCAAGAAGAUUACCUUCAAGUUCUGUCGCGAGUGGCAAGCAAUACCUUCACAGGAAACUCGACGCAAUAGCUAACAGUCCCGCAGCUCCAACAUGCUCUACCCGAAAGAAGACCGCUCCGCCAACGAGCUCAUGUUCGCCUGCCGCACCUGCCAGUACAGCGAGAAGGCGACGGCAUCUUGCAUCUGGCGCAACUCGCUCAUGGAGGACGUCCAGGAUACUGCGGGCAACGUCGACGACGUCGCCCAAGAUCCAACGGUGGGUAAUGACUCCGAGAUGCAACUUCCAGACGCCCAGAUGGAGGAUGUAGAAUUCGAGGGUGAAGACGUCGUGCCGGAGCUGUGCACACUCUGCGGCCAGGAGAUCCUUUGUCCGAUUUGUGAAGGCCCUUCUGAUGGGGGAGUGGCGCUCGAGGUGGACGACCCUGAGCCGAAGGGACAAAAGAGCGAGGAGCUUAUCGAGGCAGAGAAGCGCGAGCGUGCUCUGUCAGGAGCCGGAUACAGGGGUUGA
Molecule: messenger RNA, 561 nt
Organism: Lecanosticta acicola
Lineage: Eukaryota; Fungi; Ascomycota; Dothideomycetes; Mycosphaerellales; Mycosphaerellaceae
Source: the annotation of a GenBank genome assembly